CCACUCUACGCAUUAUAAGCAAAACAACUGAUCUGUUUUGUUUAUGGACCUAAAUGGAACCAGGCCUGCAACAACCACGUCAGCCCAUUUAAAAAUUGGGCCACAGGCGCUACCUGCAGAGUAAUAGCGAACCCCAUAAAAAAACGGCGAAACGUUUCAACAAAAGUGGAAACUUGAGUAAACAAGAGUAACCUUGCCAAAAGAUCUCGAAUCAUCAAAACACUGACAGAGGGAGAGGGAGAGGGAGAUCGGAAGAGUCGUCGUUUUCUUCCUCGGCGGUGGCGGACCGAAAUGGUGUUCAACAGUGUGAUCGUGCUAUCAGUAGCACACGUGUCGGUAGAGGCAUGGCAGCAAAUUGCUUGCCUCCGAUUGCAAAACCGAUUCACUGCUCCUCAGCUCCUUGAUCUUCUCUGCUGCUUCCCUCUCCAUCAACUCGGUCGCUUCGCUGUUUGCCUCUGGACUUUCCUCUGCUUGCCACCUUCAGAUUCCUUCUACUCCUACUCCUACUCUUCUUCUUCUUCUGCCGAUUCCGAUGACUCUGACGACGGGGGUGAUAUUGUGUUUGUUGUUGCUCGUAAUCCUCUCAGACGAGACGGGGCCUCGUCCUUCUCCUCCUCCGUCUCCGCCUCCACCGUCGCUUCCCCCUACUCCUCCCCCGUCCGUAUUGACGAUUACAUCCACCAUUCCCACUCCGAUUGACUCGCUGCUUCGGCUGAUAAUUUCGUCUAUUACUGUACAGUAACUCUCCUGCUCCCUAGUGCAAUAUCUUCAUUUCGACUUGUAUGGUGUCCGUUAUAUGUAUUUACUUGUUGCUGAUUCUUGAGAUCUUGUUGCUUUCCUUUGAGAACAAUUAUAUGUCUGUGUUUUCUGAACUUUGCGAUUUCGUUGUGAAAUUAUAAGAUCUUGCGGAGGAAAUUUGACUUGCAUUUCUCCACUGCUUGCUGUCACUUGGAUACUACUGAUGUCUUGUGUGUCUCAAUCAAUGUGCUAUGGCUUCUCUGCUACCACUCACCAUUUAGCAUAGCGAAAUUGAUCUUCAAUAUAAUAGUUGUUCACCUCCUGAAAAGUUUUCAGAAAUGAUAUGAUUAUUUGGAAUUCCAUAACUCGAUUCCACUUCCCCCCCUAUAUCCCACCACCUACAUUCUGUGAUGGAGUACAUGUUUCACUAGCUGAAAUUGCAAAGCAUGUCAGUUGAUUGCUGUUGUGCAGUUUCUUAGCCUAGAAUUUGUGAACUCGCUGCAUUCUGAUUUCUAUGCUAGCUCUUUCUUUUACCUUCUUUAGCUCUAUCUUGUCUUUCAAAGCCCUUGUAAUUGCCAACCUGCUAGUAACGUGCUAUGUUUUCUCCUGGACACCGAGUAAUUAGAAAUUUCUUGGCUUGCCAGUUAAACACAGUAUGAGUAGGGUAGGGUUCCUGUGAAUGAAUCACAACCUUAUUCUAAGUCAUAGAAGGGCUGGCUUAUAUGGUUUCCAGUUCCACAUAGUUUUCGAUUACUGCAACAAGUGCUUAUGCUCUAUGCGCACCAUCAGGCUUAUUUUAUUUGCUAUGGUUUGCUGAGUCUGGAAUAUGACUAAAACUUGUCUUUUCAUUUUUCAUUUAAUGUCUCUGAGUCUUUCUCCUCUAUGUUGUUGGUAUUCAAUUGAAGCAGGAAGGAUGACUGUUACAUGAUUUGUUUAACCCCGAAACAGAAUUAGACUAUCUACCACUCCUUGCCUUUGGUUUCUCCAAUGGAGGCUGGUGAAUAAAUGCUUUUAGAAUGUUCAGCUAGUGACUACAGUAAACAUUUCGACAUCUAUUUUACAUUGACAAAAAUAAGAUAAGAUGCUUCACAUACUGCAUAGAUAGUACUAGAGAGACUGCUGAAAAUUAUGGUGUAUUCAGCAUGGAGCAACAAUACCCCGAGACACUCCAGCAGAUGCCCAAGUUGCUUGUUGAUAUGACGAUGAUUGUUUAUUUACCUAGGAAGUUUCCAGGGCCUUUGAUUAGUGCAUGUCCUGUUACUAAAAAUUAUGCCUCUUUGUCCACUUUAUUUGCACUGGAUUGAAAAGAAAGACUAUCAGUAAAUUUCCAACUUCCGAUGGCCGAUUUUGUCAUCUUUCUUCCACAACUUGCAGGGAUGGAGCUUGGUUGUAGAAAGUUUAGACUUUGUUUCCUUCGUAUGAGAGAGUCUCUGGCUAGUAUCAUGUGUUGCAGUGAAACAUGUUGGUUGAUGCCUGAGAUUGUUUGAUUUGUAAUCCAGUAGCGAUAGGUACCUCUGCAUAAUUGGUUUUAACAACCGAUGUCUACUCCACUAUAUGUCCUUACUUGUUAGAUUUUUGUUUACGAAGACUAGCAAGGCCUUGUUAUUUAGAUCUUUGGUGCAAGGCCUUGUUAUUGUACCACAUAGAUAGUUGUUAUUGUUGAUAAUUGAACAUCUAAGGAUCAAAAUUAACAAGGUAGAAGCUAUAUGCAUGAAGUUCAGGCCCUUGGUCCGCUCCAUUUGUUGUGGAUGCUCACCAUCCCUAGUUGGUCCGCUCCAUGAAAGUUGUAUUCGACGACAUUGUCAUGUUGACGCCCAUGUGCUUUUCUGUAAUUGCUAGUAAUCUAGUUUUAAGAAAUAAAAUGAAGUAGC
This is a messenger RNA of Linum trigynum, 2609 nucleotides long. Lineage: Eukaryota; Viridiplantae; Streptophyta; Magnoliopsida; Malpighiales; Linaceae. The record is from the annotation of a GenBank genome assembly.